AGUUCUUUGCUGGUAAAUUCCACUUCCGAAUGUACAGGAUAUAGAAAUCUCCAAUAUGGCUGACGUGGAUUUCCUAAAGAACCAAGAGGACAUGAAUGAUGUCCCUUUGGAAGGUGAAAUCCAGGCCACUGAUUCCGGCAAAGAUGGUGAAGAACAAGAACUCAGCACAUUAGAUGAACCGGUCAGGGAAACUAUAAUGAGGGAUUUACGAGCGAUAGGAGUCAAGUUUUGGCACGUCCUGUAUCCCAAGCAAAGUAAAACUCUGCUUAAAGAAUGGGAUCUGUGGGGCCCAUUAAUUUUAUGUGUGUUCAUGGCAAUAAUGUUACAAGGAUCUUCCACAGACAGCAAGAGCAGUAAAGACAGCGAGAACGAUGGAGGGCCUCAGUUUGCUGAAGUCUUCGUCAUAUUCUGGGUCGGUGCAGUGGUUGUCACUCUCAAUACAAAGUUACUGGGAGGAAAUAUCUCAUUUUUCCAGAGUAUCUGUGUGCUGGGUUACUGCGUGUGUCCGUUGACCGUAGCACUCAUCGUAUGUCGAAUUAUUUUGGUGGCCUCGCAGUCUACGGUGUUGUUUAUUGUCAGAUUCGUGGUUGUCGUGGCAGCGUUUGGAUGGUCUACAUUUGCUUCAACAGCUUUCCUUGCAGACAGCCAGCCCUCGCAUCGGAAAGCAUUGGCUAUAUAUCCUAUAUUUCUGUUCUACUUUGUGAUUAGUUGGUUAAUUAUUUCACACACACAUUCAUCUUAGCACAGAAUGAACUAAAACAGAAAUCCAUGUUCGCUUAUACACAAGUAUUGUAAAUAGUAUUUAUGAGAUUCUUCACAUCAUUUUCCUGUCUUUUAUUUUAUUGUGGUGUAUAUAAGAGUGAUAUUAAAUCAUUGAAAUGUU
This is a messenger RNA of Ostrea edulis (European flat oyster), 883 nucleotides long. RefSeq names its product protein YIPF6-like. The transcript is spliced from 7 exons. Gene Ontology annotation, biological process: endoplasmic reticulum to Golgi vesicle-mediated transport. NCBI's taxonomy places the organism in Eukaryota, Metazoa, Mollusca, Bivalvia, Ostreida, Ostreidae. Gene Ontology annotation, cellular component: trans-Golgi network; membrane. The record is from RefSeq and is a predicted model, not a curated record. Bases 56 to 742 code for a protein of 228 amino acids.